AUGGAGAUGAGAAGGCCCUCUGGGGGCCAGAGGACUGCCUUUGUCUCAGGGAGGAAGGUGCCCGGGGGUCGGGGCAAUGACCCCCUGGGGCGUCCAGAGGCCUCGGCAGCAGGUGAGCCGGGGCGCAGGGCCUCGGGGAGUGCUCAGGUGGACAGAUCCCACCCCCACCCUGGGGGUCUGCUCACCCAGGGCUGCUUGCAGGUGGACAGAACCGAGGUGGUCCGGAGCAGCCUGCAUCUGGUCUUCUCCAAGGUCUUCACACUGGAGUACUACUUUGAGGAGGUGCAGAAGCUGUGCUUUGAGGUCUACGACACCCAUGGGCCCAGCAGCCUCAGCUACCAGGAUGAUGACCUCCUGGGGGGCAUGGAGUACACCUUGGGGCAGAUCGUGGCCCAGAAAAAGGUGACCCGAGCACUGUUGCUGAAGUUCAGCAGGAACGCCGGCAAGUCCCCCAUCACGCCUCGGCGCUCUCCCUCCGCCCGGGUGAUAGCCGGGGGCAUCUCUGGGAACAACGGCCAUGUGGAGCUCUCCCUCCGUGCCAGGAAGCUGGAUGACAAGGACCUCUUCAGCGAGCCGGACCCCUUCCUGGAGCUGUACCGGAUCCACGAUGAUCAGCGUGAGCUGCUGGCGUACAGGACGGAGGUGGUGAAGAACGACCUGAGCCCCACCUGGCAGCCUUUCAAGGUGUCUCUGAGCAGCCUGUGCAGCUGUUAGGAGCUUCGGCCUCUGAAAUGCCUCGUCUGGGAUUAUGACUCCCGCGGGAAGCACGACUUCACCGGAGAAUUCUCCACCACCUUUGCGGAGAUGCAGAAUGCCUUCGGGGAGGACCAGGCCCAGUGGGACUAUGUGAGCCUCAAGUACACGCAGAAGAAGCACAGUUCCAAGAACUCGGGGGUGGUCAUCCUGGCAGACCUGAAGUUCUACAGGGUGUACUCGUUCCGGGACUACAUCGUGGGCGGCUGCCAGAUCCACUUCACGGUGGCCGUUGACUUCACGGCCUCCACUGGGGACCCCAGGAACAGCUGCUCCCUGCACUACAUCAACCCCUUCCAGCCCCACGAGUCGCAGGCCCUGGCGGCUGUGGGCGAGACCUGCCAGGACUACGACAGUUGUGCCAGCCCACCGCCUCCCAGGCUCUGCGAGGAGUGUGGCGACAGGAGGCUCUCUGCUUUGGGGUUCGGAGCCUGGAUCCCUCCCAAGUAUGAGCAGUACUACAUCCUGCUGAUCCUGACAGACGGCGUGGUGGCCAACACGGCGGACACGCGUGAGGCCAUCAUGCGCGCCUCCCACCUGCCCGUGUCUAUCAUCGUGGGGAUGGGCAACGCCGACUUCACCAACAUGCAGGCCCUCGACGGCGACAACGGUGUCCCGCGCUCCCCACGGGGCGAGCCUGCCCUCCGUGAUGUCUUGCAGUUUGUGCCCUUCCGGGAGCUCAAGAGCGCGUCCCCUGUGGCGCUGGCCAAGAGUGUGCUUGCCGAGGUGCCCAGGCAGCUGGUUGAGUAUUACAGCCAAGGAAUGCCUCUGAGAGACCUCGGCGAGACCAGCCCAGGCUCCGCUCCCGGGGAUAAUGGGUAUCGCCAUGGUAACCUGGCUACCACUGAAUUCCAGAAGGGCCGAUACUGGUCUCUUCGGGGAUGCGAGGACACCCAAGAAGCAGCCCCUCCAUCCACAUCUGGGCGGCAGCAGGGCUGCAGAGCGGCGAGCAAGGGCACCCUGGACCCUUGCCCAGCGCACACCUGCCCCCACGCAGAUCUGCAACAGCUGCCGAGCCCCGGCUGUGAGGACUUGGUCCUGGCUACCUGCCGAGCGUGGCUCAGACCCCAGCAGCAACCCCGGGCCAGACUGGGGCCCUCAUGCCUGGUGCUCCGUGGAGGCUCCUGGAAGCCUGGGACCCCGGGAGGGGGCAGCCGGCCAGAUGCAGGCUCAGGUGGUCCCAGCGAGGAGCCCAGCCCCCAUCCCACCGUGGCAGUCAGCCACAAACCAGGGACGUGGCGGUCCUGCCUCCUGCGGCUGGGACGUGGGCAUCUCCUGUCACGUCCCCCACCCGUGUCUGUCUGUGGAAUGCGUGGGCUGACCCUGCAGGGCUCCGAGGGUGAAAUAGGACGGCGAGUGUGGCCCACGAGGAGCGUCACUGGUGUUCCAGCCUCCAUUCCCCCCCGACCCCCGACCCCUGUGGCUUCUGUUACUGACUCCAAGCUCGCUACUCGACAGGCCAACAAAUCAAGAGGCGAGGCUGCCGUGGCUGUACUGGUGGCCCCAGAGCUUGAAGGUGACAUCGCCACGGUGUCCUGUCCUGCAGAAAAGAGGUUGGGCCUUGGUUCCAUGAGAGCCCUGCCGGCCCUGGGGGGCGGCCACCUCCUGGGGUCCAGGGCCUGGGGUCCCUCAGGAGCUCCGUCCACCCCUACACCCAAUGCUGCACAGAGCGCGAGGUGGCAGGACGCUGGCUUCCACUAG
Molecule: messenger RNA, 2454 nt
Organism: Balaenoptera acutorostrata (minke whale)
Lineage: Eukaryota; Metazoa; Chordata; Mammalia; Artiodactyla; Balaenopteridae
Gene: CPNE7
Product: copine 7
Biological process (GO): cellular response to calcium ion
Cellular component (GO): plasma membrane
Molecular function (GO): calcium-dependent phospholipid binding
Source: RefSeq, a predicted model, not a curated record